AUGGGCAGGAAGCAUCAUAGGAAGAGAAACUCAGGCAAAAAGAAGAAGAAAGAUAAAGAAAGACGGCAUAAAUCGAAGCAUAAGAAGUUCAAGAGAGAAGAGUCUGAAUCGGGCGAAGAAAGCUCAGAAGAGGAGGACGAUGAAAGCAGCUCAGAUACAGAAGGUGCAGCAACAGAAAAGUCUAAGCAGCAACAGCUAACGCCUCUUCCAGAAAAGGCAGAGAAGCCG
Messenger RNA from Ostertagia ostertagi, 228 nucleotides. The record is from the annotation of a GenBank genome assembly. Lineage: Eukaryota; Metazoa; Nematoda; Chromadorea; Rhabditida; Trichostrongylidae.